Messenger RNA from Meriones unguiculatus (Mongolian gerbil), 3933 nucleotides. RefSeq names its product proline rich transmembrane protein 3 (gene Prrt3). The record is from RefSeq and is a predicted model, not a curated record. NCBI's taxonomy places the organism in Eukaryota, Metazoa, Chordata, Mammalia, Rodentia, Muridae. The coding region runs from base 289 to 3192 and encodes 967 amino acids. The transcript is spliced from 4 exons.
CAGGAAUCUGACCAUGUUGGCUGUGCUGGUUGUGAGAGAGGGGCGAUGAGGAGCAGCGGGCAGAGUCCAUCCCCAAGAGAAAGGGUUAAGCAUCCUGCACUCCUGUGGGCGGGCUCGGCGAUGAGAUCGGCAGCGCCGGGCUCUGCUGGCCGAGCCUGAGCAUCUCCGAGGAUGCGGCGCCCGGAGAGGCUGCAGGGACGCGCGCAAGGUGAACGCAGGGCUGCGGAUGCAACGCGCAGACUUAUCCAGUGAAGUCAAGGGCUCUACGCUCAGGCAUUGAAUUAGACCAUGGCCCCCAGCCCACAGGGCUGUGUAUCUUGUCUUCUGUUGUUGCUGCUGCCAUGCCUGGGGGCUGGCCCUGCCUUGGGCAGAGGCCUUCCCCGGCUAUUUGAGAACUCAGAAUCCCACAUGAUCCCAUCAGAGCCACAGACCUUUGACCUCUUCUGGGAGAAGCCGAGAAAUAAGAGUUCCUGGCACAGGGGCAUUCUCCAGGUCUCUGCUGAAGGCCCUGAGAGGCCUGCAGACUCUCCCCUAGGUCCAGCCCUGCUUGGGCCCAAAGCAGCCCCCGAGGUCCAGGGUGAAAGGCUCCUAAUAGCCGACGACCUCCAGCUGGCCCGAGCGCUCACCUCCCAAGGCUGGACAGGACCUCCUGGUUCACAGGAGCUCCCAGAGCCAGACGCGCCAGACCCCCACCCAUUGGGAACACCCCAUCUCCCUUUAGUCCCUACAACUCCCAGCCCUCAACUCAGGAUAGCCACACUUGCCACUGCCCCACAGAAGUCUGGAGGCCCAGGAGGACAGCAGCCAGCUAGGGAUGAGGGUCUAAAGGCCAAGACCAACAUCACACAGGCUUCCUCCUGGGACUACCAGGGCUCUCCGCACACUCUGGCACCCGAGACAGGUGCUGUGAGGACGUUAGUGCUGGGGAAGCAGGGUGGACAUGAAGAGGGCUUCCAGGAGGCUGUCCAGGGACCCCUACUCACCCUGCCGGAUCCAGUAGCCCCUGAGGUUGGCUCAUCAGCCCCAGUUGAGGUGGCAUCCACUCAGGAGCCUGGAGCCCAGCUAGACCUGGCAUUGACCAGAAGCCUUCCUCUUCCUGAGGGGCUGCCAGCUGAACCCCCACAAAAAGCUGGGGAUACCUGGGAAGUCAGCUCCCUGGGACCCCAACCCGAACAGACUGACCUCCUUGGUGGACAAGAUUCCCCCGCUCCACAGCCCACGCCACCUUCAGCCUCGGAUACUUCUGAUGGGCAACUGAGACCAGCAAUAGCCUCGAUGAAUGGAGCAGACCCCAUCUCUCCUCAGCGAGUGAGAGGAGCAAUGGAGGCUCCAGGAACUCCCAAGUCCUUCAUCCCUGAUCUCCCAGACUCCGCUCAAGCUGCAAAUGGAACCGAGAACCCUGUCAGGAGGGCCCCGCAGCCAGAUGAUGCCGAGGAAUGGCCGGGUCGCCCACAAAGCCACCCUCCAGCACCCCCUGUCCAAGCCCCCUCGACAUCUCGGCGUGGCCUCAUUAGAGUCACCACACAGAGAGCUCUGGGCCAACCACUCCCUCCGGAGCCCUCUGCCAGCUCCAUGGCUCCAGCCCCAGCUUCUAGCCCCCCGGCCAAUGCCACCGCACCUCCUCUCCGUUGGGGACCCCUGCGGCGGGUGCUCAGUUUUUCCUGGGAGCUUCAUGUCUAUGGGGUAGGGGUGCUUUUCCUGCUUCCAGCAUUAUUGGCAUUGGUCACACUGGCAGCCGCCCUAGCGGGACCCCGGUUGGCACUAGUGGCUGCUGCGCUGGUGUUGGUGGCUGCAGGGCUGAGAUCUGCCUACAUGCUCACCGAUCCUUACGGCUCUCAGGCACGGCUGGGAGUCCGUGCGGGCCUGGUGCUAUACAACUUGCCCUUUCCCUUGCUACUCACUGCACUGGCAGCACUGACGCUGCUGGGUCUGGGUGCUGGCCUGCCACAGCCUCUGCAGAAGCCGCUCCUGCUGGGAGUCGUGGCACCAGUGCACGGCGCAGGUUUGUUGGCCACUGACCUGUUCUCCACCAAGCCUGUGCUCAACCUUCUGAUGCAAGGCUUAUCUUGUGCCUGGGGUGCGUCAGUGGCUCUGGGCACACUCUGCCUGUGCCGUCGCCGCCUGCUAGAGGGCCCCCGGUGCUGGGAUGCCAGUCCAGGCCCCCGGCUGCUGGCUGUGGCGGGCUCACUGGGGUUGUUGGCCAGUGGUCUGCAGUUGGCGGCCUCACUCUGGCUGUACCCAGGGCCCGGCCGGGAAGGUCGCUUCUCCUGGGCUUGGUGGGGCGUGCACUUCUGGCUGCGCCUGCUGGAGCUGACCUGGGCACUAGCCCUGGCGCUGGCGGCCCUGGCUGCCACUCGUCCCAGGCCGCCCACGGAGCACGCUUGCUGGGCCAAGCUGCUGCGCCUGGCGUGCCCCGCGCCCACGGGCAAGAGCGAAGUGCCCGAGAGACCGAAUAACUGCUAUGCGGGGCCCAGUAGCCUGGGCGCAGGCGGCUUGGACAUCAGCAAAAGUCUCAUUCGCAACGCUGCAGAAGGUGGGCUUCCUGUCACGCCUGGUUCCGGAGCCUGGGGUUCGGCUGCAUCGCUGGGUCGCGGUCGUUCGGGAGGCCCGGGGAUGUCUCGCGGCAGUGUGGGGCCUGCGCCGUCGCUGAGCGAGCUGGAUCUGCGGCCGCCGUCGCCCAUCAAUUUGAGCCGCAGCAUCGACGCCGCGCUCUUCCGGGAGCACCUGGUCCGAGACAGCGUGUUCCAACGGUGCGGCCUCCGCGGCCUGGCCUCCUCGCCGCCAGGGGGCGCCCUGCGGCCUCGCCGAGGCAGCCAGCCCGACGCUGAGCUCGACGGCGCGGGCGCCUCGCUGCUCCGAGGCCGCUGCCGCUCGCUCAGCGAGGUGUGCUUGCGCGCGUCGCUCCCGCAGCACGUGGUGGAGCCGCCAGUGGGCGCCGCGGCCGCGGGGACUUCCGGCAGCUCCUUGGACAGCUUCUCCAAGGGCUCGCUCAAGAUCAGCUGGAACCCGUGGCGUCACGGGCUGUCGUCUGUGGACAGCCUGCCCCUAGAUGAACUGCCCAGCACCGUGCAGCUGCUGCCACCACCUACCCCAGCCCCUGCUCCGGCCCGGGCUGGAGACCCUCAGGGUGACCAACCACGCUGCAAGUCCAGCGAGUCUCAUAGCGCCUCCAGUGAUACUAUAGAGCUCUGAGCAGCUUCAGGGAGGACCCUCUCUUGGACCCGAACCCUCUCCCCAACGCCCAAAUGAAGUGGCCGAGCAAAGACAGUUCAGCAUUUGAAAAACUGGCCUUCUGGGGCCUCCACCUGACUGCAGCUCCCGGCACAGCUGGGCUUCGAUUCACCUGACUCGUUCUGAUUUUUUUUUUUUUAAUAUCUCUAUUUUUUUCAGCAGGUAUUUUGCACAGAGGCCGUGAGUUACACGGAAUACAGGGUGGACGGUGCAUGGAUUUGAUCAUGGGGUACAGGGAACAAGUACCCCUGACUCUCCGGUGUGAAGAGAUGCACCUCACUUGUCCGGAUUGACUGUCCUCUUUGUGCCAAAGAAAUAAACCCUUCCAAUUAGGCUCAUGCCUCCCUCUGGUCAAGCCAGGGGCCUACUCCCUAACAAGGGACAGGAGGCCUUUCCCCACAGGCAUCAAGAGCCUUCCAGAGCAAUGUUGCCUCUGGCUUUGGUAGAAACAGCCACUAUCUCAUAAAAAACCUGUCAGCUGUGCAGUCCCCACAUUAGACCUAAUCGGAAAGCAUUCUGCCCACUUCAGAAAUGAGAGUGAAGUUUGGAGGUGAACGUUAUUUGGACCCUGCAACAAAAACUAGUAUCCAACCCAGAAAGACCAGUUCCUAAGCUGGUUCCUCUGUCUUCUCCUUCCUCCCUCCACUUCUAGCUUUUUGUCUUGUUUUGUUUUUUCAUCUAAAACCUCUUUUGGUAGAUUUA